UUAACUGAGAUAAUUCUAAGGAUUUAGUUGCAAUUGAAAGGGUGCUAAAAUGCGUGCCUACUACACCACGAAGGAUAAGCGAAAGUACGGCGACAUGAGCUAUGAAAGCAAAUACCUGCUGGAUCCGAAAUACAUGACGAAACGGGAUCUGCAGCAUUACUAUCGCUACUACAACAUGACAAAGAAUCGCGGCCAAUUCAAGAAGAUCGUUAUUGUGAUAUUCUGCGUGUGCGUCUUCUCCUAUCUCUUUGUCGACUACAAUCUGAGGACAAAGCUGCUCCGUCUACGCGAUCGCUUGGAUUUCAUAGCACGCAUCGACGAUGAAUACAACAUGACGCAGGCGUAUUUCAUCGACACGCCCGGCUGUCGGAUGCCCUAUUUCGAAGUGCUCGACGACAACAUUGCCCAGUUCAUGUUCAAACCGAAGGCGUACAAGUGCAUCAAGCCCCUGACACGGACUAACGAUGCGGUACCUGGCCAGCUGUUGCUCAAUCUGAAUGCCAGCGAACAGUUGCAGCUCUACAACAUCACGGAUCUGGCCAAUCUCAGUUGCAAGUACUCGGAACUGCAGCGCAAAACCGAUACGGCAAAUGAGUACCUGAAGUCGGUACCGUUUGAGCUGAAGGACAGCGUACAAUUGCCCAAGGAUGUGGAGUUUGUGGUUGUGGAAUGUGUCGAUGCAGCGGGACAAGUUGUAUACGUCGACAUACAUUUCUUUGCGGUGAACAAACCCGACAAGGUGUCCAAGAGAAAGAAGGUUACCCACUUCGGCGGUGGCAACGAGACGUCCGAUCAUUUGUCCGUCAUGGUGCUGGGCAUCGAUAGCGUAUCGCAUUUGAAUUUUCAACGUCAGAUGCGACGCACUGCGGCCUACAUACGACAGAAUCUGUCGCAUGUGGAAUUCUGGGGCUUCAACAAGGUGGGCGACAACACGUUUCCCAAUCUGGUGCCACUGCUCAGCGGCCUCGACGAUCAGGAACUGAACAUUUCGUGUGUGGCGCCCAUGGCAACGCCCGGUUACGAUGCCUGCUCGUUCAUCUGGAAGCGCUACAAGCAGGCCGGCUACAAGACGAUCUUUGCCGAGGACGUGGCCAUGUUGGGAUUGUUUAAUUUCUGUCGCAGCGGAUUUCGUCGGACUCCCACAGAUUACUAUUUGCGACCCGUGGUGCUGGAGAUGGAGAAACGCAUCGCCUAUCGCAAGGAUCUCAAUGUGAACCUCUGCAUGGGUGGACGACGCACUGCCGACGUCCUCAUGGAAUACAUGCGCAAGCUGAUGCCGCACAUGCAACGUCAAUUGUUCUUCUCGUUCUUUUGGUCCGUCUCCCUAACGCACGAUUACUUCAACUCGCCCACGCUGCUGGACGGACAGUUGAUGCACAAUUUGCAGCUGCUGCAGGAGACGGGCAUCCUCAAUCGCACCCUUGUGCUGCUGAUGUCCGAUCAUGGGAUGCGUUGGGGUUCGUUUCGCAAGACGUAUCAGGGCAUGAUGGAGGAGCGUCAGCCACUGUUGAUUGCUCUGUAUCCGGCGUGGCUGAAGCAACGCUAUCCGCAAGCGGUGGCCAAUCUGGAGCUGAAUGCCAAGCGACUGACGACCCACUUUGAUCUGCAUGCCACGCUGUUGCAGUUGCUCGACAUACGGCAACUGCAACCGGAUCAGCUGCAGCGUCAGGCCGACGAUCUGCACGACAUCGACAGCACCCUGCCCAGGGGCAUCAGUUUGUUCCUGCCGGUGCCGGCGGAAAGGAACUGCGAACAGGCGGGCAUUGCGGCACAUUGGUGCACGUGCCACCAGCGUGAAGAGUUGCCCACAAACGAUGGCCGGGUGCAGCGUGCGGCACGGUAUUUGGUGCGUCUGAUCAACGAUCGUCUGGUGGCGCAUUCGCAAUGCCGCACCCUCUAUCUGAACUCCAUACUGCAGGCGUUCAUUGCGGCCCCGCAUCGCAAGAUGCUCAAGGAACUGCGCACCGAUUAUGCCGUGGACAUUACGCUCCGACUGCAGACGAAGCCCGGCCUGGGUGUCUUUGAGUCCACGGUGCGUAUGUCGGGCUAUGCGAGUGCUCUCACUGGGACCAUCAGUCGCAUCAAUUUGUAUGGCAGCCAGAGCUACUGCAUCAAUGAUUCGGCUCUCAAGAUGUUCUGCUAUUGUCAUAGAUAAGCCAACAAAAAACCAAAAACAAAAAAAAACAAAGACAAAGACUUGCCCAGCCAAGCAGCGUAGCCUUACAGUGAGUGAGCGAGUGAGUGUGAGUGAAUGAGUGCGUGUGUGUGCGUGCGUGUUAAUUCAAUUAAAUAAGCUCUGCGAGAAAUGAAAAAGAAAUGACAUUUGUAUUUCUAUGAAAUAUAUUCAGUAGGACUUUGUAUAAAGUUAGUCGGAGCAGCAUUCUUUAAGUUCGUUUUAGUGACAAUAAACAAAAAACAAA
Drosophila albomicans is the source of this 2420-nucleotide messenger RNA. RefSeq lists its product as uncharacterized. NCBI's taxonomy places the organism in Eukaryota, Metazoa, Arthropoda, Insecta, Diptera, Drosophilidae. The coding region runs from base 50 to 2155 and encodes 701 amino acids. The record is from RefSeq and is a predicted model, not a curated record. The transcript is spliced from 2 exons.